Eimeria tenella is the source of this 531-nucleotide messenger RNA. RefSeq lists its product as uncharacterized. The annotation marks the transcript as partial. The transcript has 4 exons. The record is from RefSeq and is a predicted model, not a curated record. Lineage: Eukaryota; Apicomplexa; Conoidasida; Eucoccidiorida; Eimeriidae.
AGCUGCGAAGCAAAAGAGACGCAGCAGCAGGCAGCAGCAGCAGCAGCAAAAGACAGCAGCGACGAGGCCCGCCUGGCCCUCGCCAACUUUAGCAAGAGGGCCAGCAACCUUCUGAGCCAAGACCAGCUGAAGGUAUUGCGGGAGAAGCUGGAGGCGAAGGAGAGGGAGAGAGACGCUGAGGAGAAGCAGCAGCAGCUGCUGCAGCAGCGGCUGCAGGAGGCAGUUGCUGCUGCUGCUGAGGCUCAAGAAGCUUUAGAGCAGCAGCAGCAGCAGCUCAACGACAGCCAGAAGCAACUACCUGCCGCUAUGACGGCAGUGAGUUGUGCUGCUGCUGCUUUGGGAGAAGCUGAGAAGCAGCUGGAGAGCGAAAAAGAAGCUGCUGCUGCUGCUGCUGCUGCUGCUGUUUCGCGGCAGGGAGCCCUUGAGGCGAAGAGGCAGGCGCUGGAGGCCCUGCAGCAGCAAGCAGCAAUCCUCAAGAGCAGUUGCCCACAGCUCCCAGAAGGGACAAACUUGCCCAAACUCUCCGCCGCG